UCUCUCUCUCUAUCUCUUUCUUUCUUCCCCUUUCUCGGUCUUCUCUUCUCUCGUCGAAUCGAACGAAUCGGCGUCCGCGUAUCCGAUGAGAGCCGGCGCGUCGCGACGUGGUGCGACAUCCGGUAUAAAGCCUCCCCGAAAGACGCGGCUUGACUUCCUGACGCGGGAGAGAGAGUGCUGGUAGUAAUUAUUCGCGAAUUUGCGCGGGGUGCGUACCCGAGUAAAGGUGUAUACUGCUACGUUGGAUGACAGUGGAACGGCACAAGUUGCUCGGAAUUAGUCGCGAACACAGGAGGACAUCCUUCACCGGGCAACAGCGGCCAGCAGGAUAUCGAGGUGAAGAGGUGGGAGCCAUGCCGCCCGGGCGAGCUUCCCUCGAGGCAGCCAGCAGGAUCGUUCAGCUACCGUUUCCCUAUUCUUCGAGGCUGCUCGACUCUCGUGCUCGCUUUUGUUGAGGUGAAGAACUGUGGAUUGGUGUAAUAAAACCUCGGCCCCAGGAGUAGCCCGAGGGUUACCCCGGGGACCUUGGGGAAGCGAUCGCGCGAAGACGAAGUGGCUGAGACCGACGACGAAGGACACGGGAGGCGGAGGAGGAGGCCGCUAUGAACGCCAGCGUUAACGUCGAGAGGAACUCCUGGCGGCUGCCUCCCGAUGAGACCGUCCAGGUCGCCGAUCCCCGUUCAAAGUCUGCCCAGGUAAAAGAGGAUUUAACGUAUGGGGAUGGCGGUCACAAUUGGCGGAGCAUAAUUUUCUCACUCCUGGUGAUCGGCUUCGUUAUCGCUGGCAUCGUCACGGCAAUUUAUCUCCUCGGAUACGUUGAUGAGCUCUUGUAUUGGAGCGGCAGGCGUCUUACGUUGGACGAGUGCCUUCGUGAUGACCUGACACCACACAGGUUACCACCGACCUGGCUAACCCACGAAAAGUUUGUCUACCAAGCUGAUGAUGGUUCCCUUACUCUCUUGAAUACUCGCAACAAUAGCGUGUCCCUUUUGGUCUCUAAUCAUACGCUUAGACAACUAAAUGUCCAAGGCUACGAAUGCAGCGCUGAUCUACGUUAUGUACUGUUCCGGCACAAUGUCAAACCGGUCUUUCGAAAUACUUUUACUGCUCACUACACCGUUUACGAUGUCACAAACGACCAUCAUACACCACUUCGCUUGCAAGCAGUGCCACGUACGCGACAGUCGCGACUGCAACAUGCCGCUUGGUUGGGCAACACGACCGGUCUCCUCAUGAUCUCCGAAAACGAUAUUUAUCUUAGAAUGGAGCCUACGGCCCAGGACAUUCGUAUGACCGAUACGGGCGUACCCGGAGUUAUUUACAACGGGGUGCCUGAUUGGUUGUAUCAGGAAGAAGUGUUGCCGAAACCGCAAGCGACAUGGCCCAGUCCGGACGGCACGCAUAUCCUUUACGCCACGUUUAACGACACCAGAGUGAGCGCGUUGGAGUUUCCUUGGUUCGGUACGCAGCUAGGUCAAGACGGAACUGGUUCGAAUCCUCUCGGAAUAUCCAAAUCCUUCCCGCCUUCUAGAUCAAUUAGAUAUCCAAGACCGGGUUCACCCAAUCCAGAGGUCGAAUUGUGGAUUGUAGAUCUCGGGAAUAUGAGCUCGAUGAAUUACAGUGGCAUGGGCAACACGACAUUGUCAGCAAAAAUGAAGCUGAAGCCGCCGCCGGCCUUGGACGGACAAGAUUAUUAUUUGAUAUCAGCCGGUUGGGUUGGCGACGACGCUUCGCAGAUCGCUGUCGUUUGGAUGACAAGGAUGCAAAAUUUGUCGUUGGUAUCGGCCUGCCGCGCUCCUAUGUGGGAAUGCGAAGAGACUCACUCGGAAAGAGCGCCCGAAGGAUUAUGGCUGGAUGCUCAACCGCAUCCUCUCUUUGCUCCGGAUGGCGACAGCUUCUUGUUGCUGGCCACAGUGCAGGAAGGCGAGAAGGAGCAUUUCACGCAUAUAAAGCACAUCACGCUUACACAGCAGAGAAUAGCGGUACUCUCUCAUGGUCGUUAUGAGGUAAGCGAGAUCUUAGCAUGGGACACCAAGGCACAUCUCGUCUAUUAUCUAGGCACCAGAGAGAAAAGACCUGGUCAGAGACAUCUUUAUGUGGUACGAGAUCCCAGUGCGGAUGAUCCUCGUCAUUUCGAACCAUUGUGUAUCACGUGCGAUCUUGGAGAAGUUCUUUGGAGCAGUAGGUUUUAUUAUACGAAUUGCACGCACUUCGCUGCUUCUGUCAGUCCAUCAGUGGACGAUGACGCACAAGGUCACUACGUAUUACAUUGCGAGGGUCCCGGCCUUCCUCUCGCUGGUAUACACAUGAUGUCAUCGCACAAAAUGGUUCGCGUGCUAUACGACACGAGAAUCCAACGCGCGGAUAAGCUGUCAGAACUCGCGUUGCCUACCAGAAGAAACUUUGAGGUGCCAUUACCUCAAGGCUGGCGGGCGCAGGUGCAACUGUUGCUACCUCCUUCAUGGCGGGAGGAGCUUAGGGACGCGGCGUUUCCCGUGCUUGUUGAAGUAAAUGGCCGUCCCGGUAGCGAGGCGGUCACGGACAAGUUCCGAAUAGAUUGGGGAACGUACAUGUCGAGUCGUAAUGACAUUGUCUACGUUAGACUGGACGUACGCGGUGCCCGAGGUCAAGGAAAGAGGGAUCUAUUCAGAAAGAUAGGCGGCGUCGAAGUACAGGAUCAGCUAACCGUGUUAAAACAUCUCUUGGAAACGCACAAGUUUCUCGACAUCGACAGAGUCGGCGUCUGGGGAUGGGGCUAUGGUGGAUACGUUACCGCUAUGGUGCUCGGGAGUCAGGAGCAUGUCUUCAAGUGUGGCGUCGCGGUAAAUCCAAUCGCUGAUUGGAUGUACUACAAUUCUGCAUUUACGGAACGAAUCCUCGGUGCUCCAGCUGAGAAUUACAAGGGUUACGUGGAAGCUGAUCUCACGCAACGAGCGAGAUUAGUACCUAGUCACAGCCUUUAUCUCCUUCAUGGUCUAGCCGACCUCACUGCGCCUUACACACACGGCGUUGCCUUCGCCAAGGCUUUGUCCGAAGCGGGAGUCAUCUUUAGAUAUCAGAGUUAUGCGGACGAAGAUCAUGCCCUGACGGGUGUGCUCGAACACGCUUAUCGUUCCAUGGAGGACUUCCUCGCCGAGUGCCUCGCCCUGGAUGUCUCCUAGUGCCUCAAGCCGAAAAAUUCUUUGUUGUCUCUAGUGCGUCUACUUCCGAUACAUCCAGAACGAACGUUGAAACGGAGACUUGUCCUCGAAAUCACGGCAAUUACACUUGUGAGCGGAAUAAAACUCGUUUGAAGCCUGAAUCGCAAAAUAAAUCUGGCUGUUAAUUAAAAAUGUGACAAGGCGAGAAAAACAAAAACACGAUUGUUUAUCUAAAACGACUAACAAUAAGAAAAAAAUGAAAGAAGAACUAUGCGUAUAUGCGAAUUUAUGCGGAAAAAAGAUGGGGAAGAUGGGGAUGAUUCCAUUCAAGGAAAUAAAAUGGUAUUUGUACGAGCAAUAUAUAUCGUUAUAACGUGCAUGUAUCAUUCAUCUAUUCAGAUUUCUCUUGGAGAACUCAUUCAUUUCUCUCUCUGAAUGUGCAAUUAGUGAUACAUACAUCACCAAGUCAUAUGAGGGAAUUCAGGUAUUGUGAAAGAUAUUUGACGAAAAACGAAAAAACGAUGAAUCCUCUUUUCUGCUUGGCAGUAUUUUUGUAUAUUAUUGAACGAUGUCUCUCGCGCUUUCCACGUGGAUUCGAUAUUCGAUAGUUCUAUAAUUCGUCAGAUAAUGUGUGAAUUGUCAUCGAACAUGAAUCUCUCAUUUGCAAAGGUUUCGCAAUUUCACGCGAGCGAGAUUUGUUCGAUAAUAAUAAAAUGCACCGAACAAACGCGCGUAUUUGCCGUGAAAUCGAUUUUGGGCAAAUUUCGAAGAGCGCAAGAGAAAACGAAAUGCGUGUUCGAAAGCGCAGACCGAAUUAUUAUGUGCGGAGCUUAUCGACGGCUUGCAAAUCCCUAAGUCGUAGUGCCAUCGACAGGAACGACAUUGCGAAAUAUCGACAUCGGGUGUUUGCAAGCUCGUCCAUUAACGUUUUGCUGUGUUCCAAGUCCUAAGGGCGCUCAUGUAGAAAGGGCCUGAUGAGAUUUCGUAGAGCGAACUAAAGACGCGAUUAUUACGAAUUGAAUAAGAUUUUAACGUACAGAGCUUAUUGGAAGUCUGCAAACUUGCAUUUCUUUUUUAUAUCUCAUUCUUUGCAUACUUUGGGGAGUUUAUCAAAUUAUAGUGUGUAUAUUAUACUCGAAUAACGUAUAAAGGGAAAAUUUCUUUUGCACACUGUAAUCGACAAUUGUUCGGUGAAAUUGAUGAAAAUCCAUGGAUUGAAAAUCUCAAAUUGAAUUAUCACACAGUUUGUUCACAGAAAAAGUUUGCAAGCUUCCGCGUCUCAUGUUCUUCUUUUUUUAGCUACGUCACUGGUGCCUCCUCGAUUUUAAACGAGGAAAAAAGUAUCUACGCCUAUGCGGUGACGUUCGUCCACAGGCAUCGACAUAUUUACCAUUAUAUAUACAUAUAUAUAUAUAGAAUCCGGACAGAGGGCUACUGUAAAUUUUGUGUUGUACAGCUUGGCGCCUAGUUCUAUGUAUCGUGAUGCGUAAAAAAAUUGUUCCACCCCACCUUACAUACUCCCAUCUCGACCCACCCCUUCUCCUUUCCUCUAAUCCAUUUGAAUUUUGGAUAUUUGUACAUACGUAUACACCUAUGAGAAAUGUGAGAGGCUCCUUCGACGAGAUCUCGCGCUGAUGCCUAGAAGAGAAGUCGCGAGAGAUUCAUAGAACGAAUGGUGGAUCGUGGAUAAAUUGGUUUCUUUGACAGAUUCUCGACAAGAUUUAUAAAAAUAUGUUACUUGUCAUAUAGAGCAUAUAUGUAUGUGAAUUCGAAUUUUGUCGAAGGUGCAGAUAUUAGACUCGUUGUAUAUCUUUUCGAGAUAAAUUAAUCGAUCCCGAAUGGAUGAACGAUGAUACUAAACAGACGAUAUGAACCUACUUAUAGAAUCGUCAUGAUUAGCUGUUGAUCAUCGAUCAGAAGCGAUCAGGCAUUCGACAUAGAGGUUUCCGGAUAUAUUAUUGCGAUGCUUUUACGUGGAACAAUAGAAGACGAAAUAUGGCGAGACAUCGUACGCUUAUUGUCACAUAUAAAUCAUUUCUACUACUGUUCCACUAUUGUGAGAAGCGAAUGUUCGGAAACGAUAUAAAGAUCAUUCGACAAUGUCGAAAAAUAAUAGGACUCGUAAAUAUUUUCGACGUAAGAUAUCUUUCACAUAUAUAUUUCAGGAAUUGAAAUGCGAAAAUUGAAAAUUUUAAUGCCUUACUACUCUUGACGUCUUAUUUUUCUUUGCAUUACAUCUUUUUUAUUAUUAAAAUAAACCGCUUAUAUCGACUAUUAUAUUAUACUGGUCAACAAAAGAAAAUGUUUUAUUUAGUUGCCAAGGAUGUUUGAAUGAAUUUAGGGUAUUUUAGGAAUACUGAAUCUAAAAUGAUAAUAGUUAUACCAAAUUGACUCUAGUUUUUGAGAUAAUGGAUAUUCAAAUUACAAUUUUAUCUCAAACUUGACUUAGCAACAAUGUUUUUAUUCUUUAACAUUGUUUCUAUCUCUAACGUGAUCCUGAUGACUUAUAUAUUUAACAAAUCGUACAAACAGCGUUUUUCUAAUGCAUUAAUUUUAAUUAACUGAAUCAACUUACUUCGCUUUUUUAAUUUCACUGAAUACAACUCCAUACAUAUUAGGUAUUUCAUAUAUACAAUAUAUUUGUGAGAUGCUUUGAAACAGUUUCCAUAUCAUUUGGGAACGCCUUUUUAAAUUAUAAAUUUUAGAUUAUACCUGACCAUAUUUUUUUGCAUU
Molecule: messenger RNA, 5873 nt
Organism: Nylanderia fulva
Lineage: Eukaryota; Metazoa; Arthropoda; Insecta; Hymenoptera; Formicidae
Product: inactive dipeptidyl peptidase 10
Biological process (GO): proteolysis
Cellular component (GO): plasma membrane
Molecular function (GO): dipeptidyl-peptidase activity; serine-type peptidase activity
Source: RefSeq, a predicted model, not a curated record